AUGAAAUCGGAUUACUCGGACGUAAUCGACUUGACUGGCUUUCCAUCUUUGUACUGCCCAGAGAGUGUUAUUCUUCAUAAACUAUUUAAGAGAUAUGGACAUGAACUUCGUAUCGCGGGGGGUGCCGUGCGAGACGUAUUGCUGGGGUUUGCACCAAAAGACAUUGACUACGCGACAGAUGCCACACCGGACCAGAUGAUUGAUAUUUUCACGAAAGAAAACAUUCGCGUUCUUAAUCGAAAUGGUGAAGCCCACGGGACUGUUACUGCGCGCAUCAAUGACAAGACCAACUUUGAAAUAACCACUCUGAGAAUCGAUACGGAACCAGACGGACGACAUGCAAAGGUUGUUUUCACCGAUGACUGGCGCCUGGACGCUGCUAGACGGGAUCUAACCGUGAAUUCCAUGUUUCUUGGUGUAGAUGUGAAUCAUUUUCUCGAAGACGGCUAUUUACCUCGUGGUUUCGUUGGUGAUAAAUCGGGGGUCACUGGUCGGCUUUUUGACUUUUUCGGUGGUCGAGAAGACUUAGAAAAACGCCGGAUAAGAUUCGUUGGUGAUCCGGUUGAUCGAAUCCGAGAAGAUUAUCUUCGAAUUUUACGGUAUUUUCGAUUUCACGGUCGUCUUUCAAAACCUGAGGACGAUGACGCACAUGAUGCCGAUGUACUCAAGGCGAUCGCGGAAAACUGUCAAGGACUAGGGCGAAUCGCGGGGGAACGUUGUUGGAUGGAACUAAAGCAAAUUUUGCUGUAUCGAUCCACGCCGGCCCUUUUUCGUCGUAUGCGUGAGGUCGGUUUGUUUCCCUACCUGGGUCUGCCGGAAAACGCAAAAUUGUCGGAGAUGGAUAACAUCUGGCACCGAGAUAUUCUGUCACGAGACCCGAAUCCGGCCACCUGUUUGGCAUCCCUGUUGUCCACGUUGGACGAGAUCGAAACUCUCAACGUUCGACUAAAACUAUCCAACUUUGAAACGACCAUACUGGCCUACAUUGUUAAAUAUCGGGACCAAUGUGUUUCGCUUGUGAAUCCUGUGGAGGCUCUCAAUCACUACAAACGCCAGUUUUUGCUGACUCGCGAAGCACCCAACAAGAUACGACCGGUUCUCGGUGAAAUGAUGCGGUAUGUCGGUGUACAACCCGAAAUCAUGGCAGAUUGGGAAGCUUGGGAACCGCCCAAAUUCCCUUUGAAUGGACACCAACUACAACAAGCAUGGUCCAUACCCGCUCGCGAAAUGCGAUCACAUUUGCUGGCUCUACGUGAAUUGUGGGUCGAUUCUGGCUGUACCGUGACCGCGGAGGAGUUGUUAUCAGACAGCUCGCGUAAACAGAUAAAUGUAAAGCUGCCAGAACUAGUCGAGACCGGUGCUAGUGAGACGCAAGUGAGAGUGAAGAAACCAAAGCGUUAA
Echinostoma caproni is the source of this 1401-nucleotide messenger RNA. NCBI's taxonomy places the organism in Eukaryota, Metazoa, Platyhelminthes, Trematoda, Plagiorchiida, Echinostomatidae. The record is from the annotation of a GenBank genome assembly.